AUGCGGACUAGAAGAUCAGCGGAGGAUUUCCAUGAAGCCGUGAGAAGAGAUAUUCAGAUCGAGGAGACCUGCAUGAAGAACCACACGGUGGAGCAUUGUCUGUACAGCAGUGACAUAGCACGAACACUUCAGACUUUCAUUUUCUUUGGGUGCUAUUCAGUGUACAUGCGAGAAUGGCUGAAGGUUUUUCCAAGGGAGCAAUUCCUGAUCUUGCGAACAGAGGACCACGAUCAAGACCCAAAAGCUCAGCUGAGAAAAGUGUACAACUAUUUGAAACUAAAUUACACUGAAGAGUGGUUGUCUUACAUCGCCAGUGUGCCUCAUGUCAAUGUCAGCAAGAAGAAGAAAAGUGAAGGACCUAUGCUUAAAAAGACCCGUGUCUUACUCGACACAUUUUACAGCAGAUACAAUCGGGAUUUGGCAGAUAUACUACAGGACAAGAAGUUUCUGUGGCUGACAUAA
Haliotis rufescens (red abalone) is the source of this 462-nucleotide messenger RNA. RefSeq names its product carbohydrate sulfotransferase 15-like. Gene Ontology annotation, molecular function: N-acetylgalactosamine 4-sulfate 6-O-sulfotransferase activity. The record is from RefSeq and is a predicted model, not a curated record. NCBI's taxonomy places the organism in Eukaryota, Metazoa, Mollusca, Gastropoda, Lepetellida, Haliotidae. The transcript is spliced from 3 exons. Gene Ontology annotation, biological process: hexose biosynthetic process. Bases 1 to 462 code for a protein of 153 amino acids.